Rhododendron vialii is the source of this 1014-nucleotide messenger RNA. RefSeq names its product F-box/kelch-repeat protein At3g23880-like. Gene Ontology annotation, molecular function: protein binding. The record is from RefSeq and is a predicted model, not a curated record. The transcript is spliced from 2 exons. Bases 1 to 1014 code for a protein of 337 amino acids. NCBI's taxonomy places the organism in Eukaryota, Viridiplantae, Streptophyta, Magnoliopsida, Ericales, Ericaceae.
AUGGCAGACCACAUACACAAUGACCUAUUAAUUGAAAUCCUGGCAAGACUACCCGUAGCAUCUCUGCUUCAAUUCAAAUCCGUUUGCAAAACAUGGUAUUCUCUCAUCACAAGCCCUAGUUUCGUCACCAAACACCUCGACCAAUCCAUUACAAACACCAAAAGAAACGGCAGCAAGAUUAUCGUUAGGGUUUACGGCACUUAUUGUACAAAAGAGCGAUAUCUAUUGCUCGAUGAUGAUGAUGACCAAUUCGGUGACGAGUAUUCGGAACUGGAGGUACCAUUUGAACUCCUAUUUGGGUGUUUUAGGAUAGUGGGUAGUUGCAAUGGGUUGCUAUGUGUACUUGAUUACUAUUUCAUUGCAAAAUGUCAGAUCAUUAUAUGGAACCCUUCGACUAGAAAGUCGGAGUAUAAGGUGAUUAGGCUCGAGUAUGAGUGGGUGGAAUGGGACCUAAAACUUCCUCCUAAAGUUGAAAUUUACACUCAAGGAACAAGAUUGUGGAGAGGCAUCAGUUCUGCUGCACCUUCAUAUGGCAUCUCUAUGCGGUGUCAGGCCUUUGUUGAUGGAGCUGUGCAUUGGGUUGCAUAUGAACCUUGUGUUGGGGGUGGUGUUCGAAAUUUGAUUAUGUUGUUCAAUAUGGCUUCUGAAUCAUUCUCUGAGUUUAAGCUACCACCAACUCUAGCAUAUCAACCUCCACCUUCGUUAUCCAUUAAGAAAUUGGGGCAAUCAAUGGCUGUGGUAUGUAGUGGACCAAGGGAUAGUAGUGGCUGCUGUAUUUGGUUGAUGAAAGAAUAUGGAGUUGCAGAAUCUUGGACUAAGCUAUUCAGUUCUAAUCUACUAGGAAGGCCGAACAGGACAUUGGGGUUCAGAAAAAAAGGCGAAGUUUUGCUCGCAACAGAUAAAUGUUUGGCUUCUUAUGCCCCCGGAACCAACACAUUGGCAACAACUGGAUUUAGGGGGAACUCACCCAUAUUUUAUAUUUAUCAAUUUAUGGAAACCCUUGUUUUAGUUUGA